This is a messenger RNA of Oryzias melastigma (Indian medaka), 5088 nucleotides long. It is a transcript of the gene dennd1a, whose product is annotated as DENN/MADD domain containing 1A. The coding region runs from base 176 to 3163 and encodes 995 amino acids. NCBI's taxonomy places the organism in Eukaryota, Metazoa, Chordata, Actinopteri, Beloniformes, Adrianichthyidae. Gene Ontology annotation, biological process: endocytic recycling; endocytosis. Gene Ontology annotation, cellular component: clathrin-coated vesicle; cytosol. Gene Ontology annotation, molecular function: phosphatidylinositol phosphate binding; guanyl-nucleotide exchange factor activity. The record is from RefSeq and is a predicted model, not a curated record. The transcript has 23 exons.
CUCCCAAGAAACUACAACUACCAGCGUCCCGCGCGUGCCAGAGCGUGACGUUGUCGUGUGCGCACCAUGGUAUCGUUGGGCUCUGUUUGACAGGCGGCUAGCAUCAACAGAACCUCUCUGGACGGACUCGUGAGCGCUCGGGGGUCCACUUCCGCCUCGCGGGCCGCCUGUAAACAUGGGGUCCCGGAUAAGGGAGAAUCCGGAGUUUACUUUUGAGGUGUACAUGGAAAUAACAGUCCAAGGCAAACACAGCUCUGGACCAGAGGUACUGAAGCAGUUCCCGGAGGACUACACAGACCAGGAGACUCUACAAACAGUCCCCAAAUUCUGCUUCCCGUUCAACAUGGAGAGUCCCACAGUCAGCCAAGUCGGCCAGAACUUCACGUUUGUGUUGACCGAUAUUGAGAGCAAGCAGAGGUUUGGCUUCUGUCGUCUGUCCUCAGGUGCACACACCUGUUACUGCAUUCUAAGUUACCUGCCUUGGUUUGAAGUCUUCUACAAACUGCUCAAUAUCCUUGCAGAUUACUCUGUCAAAGGCCAGGAGAGCCAGUGGCAGGAGCUUUUGGUUUUACUGCACACACUUCCCGUCCCUGAACCUGGAGAUCCCAUCCAUCUCGGAAUGCAUUCUUUCUUCACCGUGCCUGAUAUCAGAGAACUCCCCAGCAUCCCUGAGAACAGAAACCUAACGGAGUAUUUCGUAGCUGUAGAUGUCAACAACAUGCUUCACUUGUAUGCUAGUAUGCUGUAUGAACGCCGGAUCCUCAUCUGCUGUAGCAAACUAAGCACUUUAACAGCUUGCAUCCACGGGUCUGCAGCCAUGCUGCAGCCAAUGCACUGGCAGCAUGUUUACAUUCCUGUUCUUCCUCAACACCUACUGGACUACUGCUGUGCUCCGAUGCCGUACCUCAUUGGAGUACAUUCCAGCCUCAUGGAGAAAGUUCGAGGGAUGGCUCUGGAUGACGUGGUGGUCUUAAACGUGGACACAAAUACACUAGAGAGCCCUUAUGAUGACCUCCAAAGCCUGCCCAAUGAUGUGGUUUCCUCUUUGAAAAGCCGUCUGAAGAAGGUUUCUACGACAACAGGCGACGGUGUGGCGCGCGCUUUUCUGAGAAGCCAGGCAGCUCUGUUUGGGAGCUACAGGAACGCUCUGCAGAUUGAGCCGGGGGAACCAAUAACGUUUAAUGAAGAAACCUUCAUCAACCAUCGCUCCAGCGCCAUGAGACAGUUCCUUCAGAACGCCAUUCAGCUGCAGCUCUUUAAACAGUUCAUUGAUGGCCGCUUGGACAUGCUCAACUCUGGAGAGGGAUUCAAUGACAUCUUUGAGGAGGAGAUCAGCAUGGGUGAAUAUGCAGCCAGCGACAAGACCUACCACCAGUGGCUCUUCACUGUGAGGAAAGGGGGUGGGGCCAUCUUCCAGACGGUAAAGACGAAGGCGAAUCCAGCCAUGAAAUCCGUUUAUAAGCUGGCCAAAGACCACGCCAAAAUGCGCAUUAAAGAGGUCAAAAGUCGUCUGAAACAGAAGGAGCAGGCGGAGAACGGCUUCUCCUCCUCUGGAUCGGGGGUCAGCGAUGAGUACAGCACAGCAGGGUUCACCUCCCUCUCUGGCGCCGUCCCACACGAAGCUUUGACCUCCUGGGAUAACCACGGACCAAUCACCUUGCACUUCGGACAGGCUCGACCUCCAACGCUUUUGAAGAGGCCAAGCAGCAACGUGUGUCUGGAAAGCAGUUCAGACCACUCUGUCCAUCCUACUCGUCACUACACAGUCUUUCUAUCGGAGGAUUCGUCUGGAGACGAGCUGCACUAUGACAACGAAGCAGUCUCUGGCAUUCCCGACACUUUCCUCUUCUCAGUCCCGUUUGAUUGGUCACCCCUACCACAGCCAUAUCGCUCUCUGAAGGAGGUGGACUUGAUUGACGGGGACGAACCUGGUUUUGGGGCAGAAAGCCACACUGCCCCCCCCAGUCCAGUGACCGAAAAGUUCUCCAACAUGAAUCUGCUCGGGGAUAUUUUUGGCUGCCAGGAAGAACCCGACGGCCAAACGAUUUCUUUGGCCAAAAGCCUGGAAGACCUAAGAACUCCUAAAGAAUCCAAGGAGCUCCAAGCCAAGUUUGGCCAUCAGCGGAUGGACCUGGGUGAAAGCUCUCAAACCUUCCCGGGCCUCAGACUCUUCAGCCCUAACAACAGGCUCAGUGCGAGGCAGGACAAACCCGUCCUACCUGUCCGAGUGCCUUCCACCUGCAGUGAGAUUCUGUCCAUCCAGGGCGAUGUGCAGUCAGAGGUACCUUCACUGAGCUGUGACGGCCCUGCAGGACCCAGUGCCUUGGACCCCUCUGCCUCUGGAAAUAUCACAAUUCCUCGUCCUCAUGGAAGAAAGACGCCGGAGCUGGGAGCCGUCCUAGCGCCCCCUUCAGCCCAAUGCCGAUCUAAGGUGACGGGUUUUGGGGAGGGAAGGACUACAUCGGGGGCACAAGAGUUCAGGCAAGCGCUGAGCAUGACCAAAGAUGGAGAUCUACUGAUGCCCGCUCGGCCUGCUGACAACAAUGAGGAUCUGAUCAGCCUCUUAGAUCCCCUAAACAGCUCAUCUCAGUCCAAUUUCACUACAGGAGCAGACAGGGCGGAUGCCACACCGUCUUCUGCCAACACGUCAGGACUACAACACAGGCCCUACUCGCACGGCUUGCCUCCCUUUAGUUUUCAUCCUCACUUGAUGCUGAACCCCUUUGCCUCGUCGGUGCAGCACUGUUCUCCAACUGUGAGUGGGAAUCCCUUCAGUGCCGUCUACAGACCUCCACCGGGUACUUACAUGCACCACUCACCUCAGCCGCUGCCCGUCUCCACACUACCAGGCCUUUACCGACAGCACUCACCCAGCAGUUCUACUCUACCCACUGCUUAUGGACCCCCCCAGUCUGCUGCUGCUGCCUCCUCAGGUACCCCGCUGCCCCGCUCCUUCGACAGCAGUCACGCUCUCUACAGCCCGGUGGACUCCUCAUCCGUCUUCAGCUCAUCCGUAAACACACCAGAGAGGCCGGCACAGCUGCAGGCAGACGGGCAGAAAUCCCAGGAUCCUUUUGGAGACCUGCUUAGCAUGGCUAGACCAGUGACUCCACAGAAAAUGAAGGUGGAGGACCUUCGAAGGAAGUGGGAAACGUUUGAGUGAAGCUAUACAGGUCUGCCUUGAGCCUUGAAGGCUUGUACUCACAUGAAUACUUUUUUUGUUGUUUUUAUAAAACUGUAACAACAUGGGCAACCACUGGACAGUAGAUGGUAGUACAAGCUCUUUGAUGGAGCUGACUUACAUUUAUCAGUGCAAGUCAUUAGGAUUCAUUGUGAUGGUUUGCUCCAGUAACGUCAGUAUAUUAACCAUAGAUGCCAAAAUGUCAUUACUGAUCAUAGUUUUAAAACUUUUGUUGUUGAAACGACUGAUUGGAAUCUAAGAAGGGACUAAAACAAAGCAGUUGAUUAGCUGAAAACACAAGCUGUACAAAUCAUGUCUUUUAGUCCAAAAGGUGAGUUUCUGAGAUCGGAUUAUCUCAAUGAACCAUAAAGUCAAAUAAUUGUAGACAUUAGCAUACCUUCAGCUCCUCCAACUACACUGAAGAACUCACUCUACCAUCUGAUGUUUGGUGGCGUGCUCACAAAUCCAUGUAGGAAUGUCCACACCAGCAGGUUCCGUCCUGAGAGCUUUGAACGACCAAAACCUUGGCUUUAAGUUUCUGAAGAAUUGGUUCCUUUCAGUGCAAGACACUGUCUGACAGACAGCUGGGCUCCUUGAUUUGACCCAGAAGCGUACAGAUAAAUGCUCCUCCUGUCACCUUUUCUAUCUCUAGUUUCACCUUUGAAGAUCCACCUCACAGUCCUAGAAGAAUUUUACCAAACACUGGAAUAAGAGUUUAGACUCACUCAAAGGGAGUUUCACCAAAUGCUUUAUCUAUUCUAAAAUUAUAAUUUCAUUUUAUGUAAACUUUAAAGUAUAUGUGAAUAAAGUAAACCUGUGGAUGAAGCUGCUUCUCUCUCUUAGAGCAUUUAGAUCAGUCGCUAACUGAAAUGCUGUUUGUGAUUAAAUUCACGAUGGGGAAAAGUUUUUAUGUCAAUUUUCUGUGGAGUAGUGCUUAGCUCUGAAUACCCCUACAGAUGUUGGGUCACCUGCAGAACCAGGUGUGAGUGCAGCAGCACUCUGCUACAUUUGCAGCUGUUUGCAAGGAUAGACAUCUCUGCACCUGGACGUUUCUACAUCUGGACGUUUCUACACCUGGACAUCUCUACACCUGGACAUCUCUACACCUGGACAUCUCUACACCUGGACAUCUCUACACCUGGACAUCUCUGCACCUGGACAUCUCUGAACCUGGACGUUUCUACACCUGGACAUCUCUGAACCUGGACGUUUCUACACCUGGACAUCUCUGCACCUGGACGUUUCUACACCUGGACAUCUCUGCACCUGGACGUUUCUACACCUGGACAUUUCUGUACCUGGAGGUUCCUGCACCUGGACGUUUCUACACCUGGACGUUUCUACACCUGGACAUCUCUGCACCUGGACGUUUCUACACCUGGACAUCUCUGCACCUGGACGUUACUACACCUGGACGUUUCUGUACCUGGAGGUUCCUGCACCUGGACAUCUCUGCACCUGGACAUCUCUACACCUGGACAUUUCGACAUCUGGACACCUCUACACCUGGACAUCUCUACACCUAGACGUUUCGACAUCUGGACGUUUCUGUACCUGGAGUUUCCUACACCUGGACGUUUCUACACCUGGACAUUUCAACAUCUGGACGUUUCUGCACCUGGACAUCUCCACACCUGGACAUUUCUGUACCUGGACGUUUCCCCUGGAUGCUUCUGUACCUGGACAUAUCUACACCUGGACUCACCUGUGCCCUCUGGGUCACAGAGUAAUCAGUAACUAACUUCUGCAGGAAUUCUGCUUUGAUGUUGGCCUUCUCUCCUUGACCUGUAAAUAUCUGCUGCCUUUCAUUGUUAUUUAAGAAGACACCUUGCAACGUCACCACAGACUAUCCUCUGAAAUUAUUUUAAACGUCUCUUUAAAAUAAAAACAUACGUGUAAUUUGGAGA